AAACAGUUCUUUGCCUACUUGUCCAAAAAAAAAAGACAGUUCUUUGCCUCUGUUUUUCUCCCAUUUAAAAGAAAAAAAAAAGUUUGUGUUCCACGGAUAUUGCCGUUCAUAUGUCCUCAUAAUUUUCAGAGUAUUUUAAUGGUGGAAGUGAAGAUUGUAGAAAAAAGUAGAAAUUCCCAAAUUAAAUUUAAAAAAUAUUAUUACUAUACUGGGGUUGAAAUUAAUUAAUUAACAGAUUCACUUAAUUAUAGUUUAUCAGCCACCCUUCCCACUUUCUCAAUCCCUUUUCCCACAAAUACAAAUACUCUUGCAAAUUUCUUUCUAUAUUUUUCAAUGGCAUCUUUACCUUCUUUCACGAUUUUCUCUCUCUUCUUUUGUAUUACCUUCUUCUCUAAGGCUCUGUUUGUUUCUCUGCAAUUCAUUUCUUCUUAAAAACCCCCCCUUUUUUUUUACCCUAUUGCUCAUUUACUUCUCCCCGCUUGUUGACUUCCUUGGUUUCAAAGGCUAAAAGUCCAAGCAUAUCAUCAAUGUCCAAAGGCAGAGAAAUUGAAGAUAAGGAAGUUGAUAUGGAAGGCGGCGAGUUUAAUAUAGAAGAGUAUGAAGAUGAGGAAGAAGAGGAUUUCUAUGACUAUGAAUCUGAUAAGGAAUUCGUUCAUGUUAUUGACUUGAAUUUCUUUUCUAAUGAGCCACAACCUGGUAAAAAAAUCAGGAAGUGUGAUACUUUCGAUGUUCCUUUUGGGCUUGAUUUAUCAUUAAGUAUCGAGCCUCAGGAUGCAGAUUAUGUACUCUCUCAUAUUCCCCAACUCAGUGAUGAGUUAGAGAAUAUGAUUAUAGCCCGAAUUCCACUCCUGGAAUUCAGAAAACUGUGCUUAGUGAACAAGAAGUUCUUAGCACAGAUAAGAAAUGGGGACUUGUUGAAAGAAAGGAGAAUGAUUGGUGUAAGAGAAGCAUCAGUGUUCAUGCUUGCCAGUGGGGAAGAACACUGGUGCGCGUUUGAUCAACAAUUCACAUUCCAUAAGGCGCUACCUAUAUUACCCUGUGAUGAUGUCUUCAAACUUGGAGAUAAAGAGUCUCUUUGUGCCGGGACUCAUCUCCUUGUUUGUGGGAAUGGGUUAGAUGGACCUGUCGUAUGGACUUAUGAAGUGAUCAUGAACAAAUGGUUCAAGGGUUCUUCCAUGAUUGAGCCUAGGUGUCUGUUUGCAUCUGCAUCAUCUGGUGACUUAGCCUAUGUGGCAGGAGGUAUUGGUCUGGAGAACAAAGGGAUUUUGAAUUCGGCUGAAAGGUAUGAUCCUGUAACCAGAUCGUGGGAGCCAUUACCUAAGAUGAGGAAUAAGAGAAAGAUGUGUUCCGGUGUUUACAUGGAUGAGAAGUUUUAUGUGUUCGGAGGUCAGAACCAAAUUGGUGAAGUUUUAACCUCUGCUGAAGUAUUUGAUGAGAAGAAAAACAUAUGGGUAGAGAUACCGGGAAUUUUAACUGGUUUAACACUACCAACUUCCCAAUCCACCCAGUCUCCUCCUCUUGUUGCUGUUGUUAAUAAUGAGCUAUACACUAUAGAAACUUCAACAAAUUGUUUGAUGGUGUACUUAAAAAACAGCAAUUCUUGGAGGGAUUUGGGAGAAAUUCCUGUUCGAGCUGAUAUAAACAAAGGUUGGGGUGUGGCCUUCAAGUCUCUUGGUAAUGAAUUGCUCGUGAUAGGUGGAUCAACGAUCUCUUUGUCAGGUCGUGGUAUGACUAUUUAUACUUGCUGCCCUUACCCGAAUGCUGAAACCUUGAACUGGAAGCUACUUGAUGGUGGUGGCCAUAGCAGAAGCCAUUUUAUAAGGAACUGUACUGUUAUGGUGGCUUGAAGCUUCAUUUGAGCUAGUUAAUGGUGAAUUUCUCAAGUUUUCUGCUGUUCUGUAGUUUGUGCAAUCAGUAUUCAGUAAUAUCUUUUCAUUUUAAAGUUUCGCGGUGUGUUGUCUUAGCAAUGUGAUUCGACUAAUUUGUAUUAUAAUUGUUGUGUGCUUUGUAUU
This is a messenger RNA of Spinacia oleracea (spinach), 2012 nucleotides long. Its product is annotated as F-box/kelch-repeat protein At3g27150. The transcript has 2 exons. The record is from RefSeq and is a predicted model, not a curated record. Gene Ontology annotation, molecular function: protein binding. Lineage: Eukaryota; Viridiplantae; Streptophyta; Magnoliopsida; Caryophyllales; Amaranthaceae. The coding region runs from base 528 to 1847 and encodes 439 amino acids. Gene Ontology annotation, cellular component: cytosol.